Molecule: messenger RNA, 648 nt
Organism: Ostreococcus lucimarinus CCE9901
Lineage: Eukaryota; Viridiplantae; Chlorophyta; Mamiellophyceae; Mamiellales; Bathycoccaceae
Exons: 1
Coding region: 1-648 (215 amino acids)
Source: RefSeq, a predicted model, not a curated record
AUGAAUCGCGCGGACAAAAUCGAUCCCGCGAGUCCGAGGUUGCACGUGUGGGUGUGCGAUAUUCAAGAAAAGUUUUCGAGCGCCGUCGCCGGAUUCGAUCACGUCGCGCACAACACGUCGACGAUGUUGCGCGCGAUCGACGCCAUGCAAAGUGGAUGGGGAACGAGAGUCAUCAUGACUGAACAAGUGCCGGAGAAGCUCGGGCCGACGGUGGCGUCGGUGCGGGACGCGGCCCGAGCCGUCGCGGGCGCGAGGCGUCACCGCGUGUCCAAGACGGCGUUCAGCAUGUACGAUGUCGGUAAGGCAUUCGUUGGACGGAAUUCACUCGACGAGGCGCCUGUUCGUCACGUCGUCGUGGGACUCGAGGCGCACGUUUGCGUGGUGCAAACGGUGCUCGAUUUAUUGGCGAACGAGCCCAACGGCGUCGUUUACGUGUGCGUGGACGCGGUGUCGAGCAUUCGAUUGGAGGACCGCGCGGUGGCGUUGCGACGGAUGGAGCGGGCUGGGGCGAUCUUGACGUGCACGGAGAGCGUGGUUUUCGAAAUGAUGGGUGACGCGAACCACCCUCAGUUCCGAGCCGUGAGUAAAAUCGUACGCGAAGGGGCGACGAAUAAACCAACCGACUGUGCGCCGUUACCUAGCAUUUAG